CGCUUCUAUAAAUACGACCAAUGUCGCGAUUGUGUUCGCUUUUACUUCGAAUCCUUUUAUCGAGAACAUUUGCAACAUGUAUCUGGUACUGCUCUAUGCUUUUGCAGUAAAAGGAGUUUUGAGCAUAAUAGUUACAGACCCGCCACCAACGAGUACAGAGUACAACUAUUGGUACGAUAUCGUUGAUCCUUCUACCGGCGACGCCAAAAGUCUUCACGAAGUUAGACAAGGCGAUGUUGUUAAAGGUUCGUACUCCGUCUUAGAUCCUGAUGGAACCAAACGGAUUGUUGACUACACCGCUGACUCUAAAAACGGUUUUAAAGCAACUGUUCGUAAUGAACCUUUUACUACGAACCAACUGCAAAACAAACGUCAUAUGAAUUAUAAUCCAAAUAAUGUACAUAAUUUUGGUGGGAAUGGAUAUAUAUAUCCCGCUCCAUAUUUAAAAAAAAAGGUGCCACCUAAAUUUUCUUUGAACCGUUUUGUUCAAAGUGAUCAAACGAUUUAUUUUACACCUGGCAAUGAUACAUCGUCUGAACGUCUCAAUUUCAACCGUGGAGAAUAUUUUAUGCCUAAUUAUAUGCAUAAUUAA
Molecule: messenger RNA, 592 nt
Organism: Nymphalis io (European peacock)
Lineage: Eukaryota; Metazoa; Arthropoda; Insecta; Lepidoptera; Nymphalidae
Gene: CPR72
Product: larval cuticle protein A2B-like
Exons: 2
Coding region: 77-592 (171 amino acids)
Cellular component (GO): extracellular matrix
Source: RefSeq, a predicted model, not a curated record